UUUGCUCACUUUGUUUGUGUUAUGAACCAUUCACCUAACCAUUCAUCUAAUAUAAAUUGAGCUGUGCUUUAAAAAAAAAAAAAAAAAAAAACACAAGGGACUCAAACCAAAACACCACGUGACUGAAAAGAUAUUUAGUAAAUUAUUUUUGUGUGAAAAAGAACAAACCAAAAGACACGUCGUCACGCACACAGAUAUACACUAGAGUACAUGCAGCCCCAAUUCCCGUCCCCGUCGUCCUAUAAGCAUUUUCAAAUCUCCAACACCUCCUCCCGUCACGCACACAGAUAUACACUAGAGUACAUGCAGCCCCAACACCUCCUGUUGUAACGCUUUUCUGAUUCAAAUCUCCUACAGCCACCACCACCUGCUACGCCAUGGCCGCCGCCGGAGCCUGUCUCUUAACCGGCGCUAAUUCCUCCCUGCUCUUCCGCCGGGAGCCAUCGUCAUCUGCCGGGAAAUUGAAGUCGGUCCUAUUCCAAAGCACGAAUCCACGCUUCGCUGUGUCUGUCGACCGUGUCUCAGCGAUGGCGGAGAAAGGAAGUCCGGCGGAGAUGAAACGAGAAGAAAGAAGCAGCGGUGCGGCACAGAGUGAGAAAAACCGUUGGGAGGGGAUGGAGGAAGAGGAGACGGAGAAGGUGAAGCAGCGGCGGAGCGGUUGGAAGGAUUACUUUGAGCAAGCGAAGGAGUUGAUCAAACCGGACGGUGGGCCACCGCGGUGGUUUUCGCCGUUGGAGUGUGGUUCGCGGCUGGACAACUCGCCUCUGCUGCUCUUCUUGCCAGGGAUUGAUGGCGUCGGACUUGGACUUAUUUUACAUCAUCAGAAACUGGGAAGGAUUUUUGAUAUAUGGUGCUUGCAUAUUCCAGUUGCAGAUCGGACACCAUUUACAGACCUUGUAAAAUUAGUUGAGAGGACUGUUAAGUCAGAAAACCAACGUUCGCCAAAUAGACCCAUAUAUCUUGUUGGAGAAUCUUUGGGAGGAUGCCUUGCAUUGGCUGUUGCAGCCCUUAACCCUGACAUUGAUCUUGCACUAAUUUUGGCGAACCCAGCUACUUCAUUCAGCAGGUCACAAUUGCAACUUCUUACACCAUUAUUGGAAGCUUUUCCUGUCCCACUCUCUCCUGGCCUGCCUAACAUUCUCAGUUUGACAGAAGGUGACCCUCUGAGGAUGGUGUUGGAUAAUGUGGUGAAAGGACUUCCUAUACAAAGUACAGCUAGAGAGAUAGUUGAAGAUUUUACUACCCUAUCAUCAUCUCUUCAUGUUCUUGCUGACAUAUUACCAAAAGAAACACUUCUGUGGAAACUAAAGAUGCUGAAGACAGCUUCUGGCUAUGCCCAAGCACGUCUUUAUGCAGUAAAAGCUCAGACUUUGAUACUUUGCAGUGGAAAUGAUCAGUUACUACCCAGUCAAGAGGAAGGUGAAAGACUAUUUCAGUUACUGCCUAGUUGCAAGCUUCGUAAAUUUGAUAACAGUGGUCAUUUCCUAUUCCUGGAAGGUAGUGUUGACCUGGUAACGAUUAUCAAGGGCACUUCUUACUACCGCCGUGGCAAGUAUCAUGACUAUGUAUCAGACUUUAUACCGCCAACACCUGAUGAAGCCAAAAAAACAAUUGAAGCAUACAGUUUGAUUAACGAUGUUACAAGUGCUGUAAUGCUUUCAACUUUGGAGGAUGGAACCAUUGUCAAAGGCCUUGCUGGAAUUCCUUCAGAGGGGCCUGUUUUGUUUGUUGGGUACCACAUGUUGCUGGGAUUGGAUUUAGCUCCCUUGAUUUCUCGAAUCUUUACCGAAAGAAAUAUCCUUGUUCGAGGCGUGGCACAUCCCUUGUUUUUUGAGAGAAGGAAAAAUGGUAAGCUGCCAGAUCCAUCUUCUUUUGACUCAAUGAGAGUCAUGGGUGCUUUUCCUGUAGCAGGAACUACCCUCUUCAAGCUUUUAUCUACCAAGUCUCAUGUCCUAUUAUAUCCUGGAGGGGUGCGUGAGGCUUUUCAUAGGAAGGGUGAAGAAUACAAGUUAUUCUGGCCUGAACAAUCCGAAUUUGUCAGGAUGGCAGCUAGAUUUGGAGCCAAAAUUGUACCAUUUGGUACAGUUGGAGAAGAUGAUCUUGGCCAAGUAGUUAUUGAUUAUGAUGACUUGGUGAAGAUUCCUUACUUUAGGUCUGAAAUAGAAAGUCUUACAAAUGAGGCUGCGCAGUUGAGGACUGAAGCUAGUGGUGAGGUGGCAAAUCAGCAAAUUCAUUUGCCUGUAAUUAGGCCUAAAGUUCCGGGCCGGUUCUACUAUUAUUUUGGAAAACCAUUUGAAACAGAAGGAAGGAAACAGGAACUUAGGGACAAGGAAAAAUGCCAAGAAUUAUACUUAGAAGUGAAAUCUGAGGUUGAGAGAUGUAUUGCUUAUUUAAAGGAUAAACGCGAAAGCGAUCCCUACAGAAGUAUACUGUCACGGCUGUUAUACAGGGCCACGAAUGGUUUUGCGUCUGAGGUUCCAACAUUUGAAAUUUGAUUAUUCAGCACAAAGAAAUGGUCAUUUUCUAGAAA
Molecule: messenger RNA, 2530 nt
Organism: Lotus japonicus
Lineage: Eukaryota; Viridiplantae; Streptophyta; Magnoliopsida; Fabales; Fabaceae
Product: phytyl ester synthase 2, chloroplastic-like
Exons: 14
Coding region: 378-2495 (705 amino acids)
Cellular component (GO): membrane
Source: RefSeq, a predicted model, not a curated record